UGGUACUUCGUAAUGCAUUUUGAAGCCAAAGAUUUGAACUUCACAUGAAACCCCUUCUUCCUUCUUCUCAAAACUCGAUCUCACUACUACUCUCUACUCUUACUCUUAGAUCUCAACUACACCUCCACUCUCUUAGCCUCAGGCCAUUCUCUUCAAUUUCCACUAACAAAGCCAAAUGGAACUCAACCACCAAUGUAAUCAUCACCAAACCAACUUUGUUAACCAUGGAGUCAUGCACCAACAUGCUCCAACUCAAACAAAUUCAAGCCCAAAUGACCCGCACUGCCCUCAUCACUUACACUUUCCCUAUGAGCCCCGUCUUAGCAUUUUGCGCUUUAGCUGAUUUUGGUGACAUUCAAUAUGCUCGUGUCCUUUUUUCUCAGAUUGAAAGACCCAAUACUUAUAUGUGGAACACUAUGAUUAGGGGCUACUGUAAAGCCAAAAUUCCCACCAUGGGGUUUUCAUUUUUUCGUCAAAUAGCUCAAGAAUGCGUCGAAAUGGACAGGCGGAGCUUCAUUUUUGUGCUCAAGGCGUGCGAGCAGUUUUGUAUAGUUUUAGAGGGGCAAUCAGUUCAUUGCUGGGUUUGGAAGAUGGGUUUUGAUUUGGAUUUGGUAGUGCGAAAUGGGUUGGUCUAUUUUUAUGCUGAACGUGGGUAUUUGGAUUUUGCCCAUGAAGUGUUUGAUCAAAGUUUUGUGAGAGAUGUGGUUACUUGGACCUCAAUGAUUGAUGGAUAUGUGGUGCAUAAUUGUUCAAAGGAGGCAUUGAAAUUGUUUAAUUUGAUGUUAAUGAAUGAUGUUGAGCCAAAUGAGGUUACCAUGAUUGUUGUACUUUCAGUGUGCUCGCUCAAAGGGGACUUAAAUAUGGGGAAAAGUAUCCAUAAGUAUAUAAAAAAGAGGAAUGUGAAUUAUAGCUUGAAUUUGCAAAACACUAUGUUGGAUAUGUAUGUGAAAUGUGGUUGCUUGGUUACAGCCAGGGAGAUUUUAGAUGACGUGAAAACUAGGGAUUUGUUUUAAUGGACUAUUAUGAAUCGGCCUUCAAUUCGGUCCGGUUAUGGGCAAAAACUGGAAAUAGUUUAAAAAUCGGAAAAUUUUGAAAAUCGGCCGGUUCAACAGGAGAACUUCGAACCGGAAUGGUCGAACCGGUUACUGACCGGUUGGGAUAUUUUGUCCUUUUCCCAGCCUAAACUACGUCGUUUUGGCCAGGAAGCUAAAAACUCCUAAACACUAUCACGCUCUCAUCUCACGCCUCAAUCCUCAUCUCAAGCUCUCUGCCUCCCUACCUCACUCUCACGGUCUCAAGCUCUCUACGCCUCUGCCUCACUCAACUCAAGCUCACUCUCUCUGAAUAUCCCUCACUCUCACGGUCUCACCUCAUGCAC
This is a messenger RNA of Quercus robur (English oak), 1378 nucleotides long. Its product is annotated as pentatricopeptide repeat-containing protein At2g22410, mitochondrial-like. Lineage: Eukaryota; Viridiplantae; Streptophyta; Magnoliopsida; Fagales; Fagaceae. Gene Ontology annotation, molecular function: RNA binding; protein binding. The record is from RefSeq and is a predicted model, not a curated record. The coding region runs from base 45 to 1013 and encodes 322 amino acids. The transcript has a single exon. Gene Ontology annotation, biological process: RNA modification.